This is a messenger RNA of Ahaetulla prasina, 5065 nucleotides long. Its product is annotated as zinc finger protein with KRAB and SCAN domains 1-like. Bases 703 to 2424 code for a protein of 573 amino acids. The transcript is spliced from 4 exons. NCBI's taxonomy places the organism in Eukaryota, Metazoa, Chordata, Lepidosauria, Squamata, Colubridae. The record is from RefSeq and is a predicted model, not a curated record.
ACGGGAGGAGACUGUGGGCGGGACGGACCUGCAGCGACAAUGCAACAAUCCGGUGCAUUCCAAUUCUAUAGGAUGCAGAGCCCAUCCUUCCCAGCCCCGCUAGCUGGAGGUGAUGGGUUUUGUAGUCCAGCUCUCCCCUCUCUUCCCCAAUCCUGACAGGGCGCCGGCUGAGGUGGGCGUAUUGAAAGGAGUGAGGAUCGCUCUGUCCCACAGAAAGAAAGUCCCACCCUAGUGCCCCCUUCUUCAAAUACCUUGCUGGGAGUGACAGCGCCCCCCCCCCAUUAGUGCUGCAAAUGGCUUGGUUUCCACUACAGUAGCAGACCAGGUUUUUAGGGCGCCACUACUUCUCAUGAUGAUUGUGAUAUCCUGCCUGGGAACGAUGCCGUCUGUUUUGACCCAGCCGUCGAUGCCCUGGCUGCUUCUGGCGUAAGGCAAGGGGCAAGGCCGAAAGGCAGCCCUUAAGUUCGCGGUCCGACUGCUUUUCCUGCUUUGAGAGGGCGGAGGGGGUGGGUGAGCCUGAGCUGCUCUCCCUCCCCUCCCUUCCAGAAGGAACCCAUAGGCAAAAUCUUCUCCGUGCCCUGCAGUUCUCACUGCACUCCCCGCUGGCCGCCGGGCAGGGCCAGCCAUCCUUCCUGCCAGGGCCCCAGGGCCUCACCUCACUCAUCCCGAGGUGAGACGUGGGCCUCCGUUGCGGGGGACAAAAUGGCAUCGGGGAGAGGAGAAACAGCUGCCCUUCACCUCCAGCAGCAGGGGGCUGCCGAGCCGAGCUCGCGGCCGGCCAUGAAGAUGGAGGACACGGCCGUGCAAGAGAUGGGGCGGGGCGGAGUCUCGCGCUUCCUUCAGAUCGGCUCCACGCGGGAGUUCUUAUCCGGAGAGGCUUCGCGCCACGUCAAACAGGAGCCGGAUGACCACCUCCCGCCCCAUCACUGGGCUCCCCCGAGACAGGAGUUUUCUCCAUCGGGGUGGAGAAACACUGCUCCACCCAAACUCCUGACAUGGGACAAUAGCUCUUUCCAAGCCCCAUACGAGGCUCCGGCCAACCAGAGCCCCUGGCCCUCGGGGGGAUGGGGAGGCCAGACUCUGGCCAGCCUGAGCAGGGGGACACAAACAGCCUAUAGCAUCCAGGAGCACCGAGAACGGAGGACCUACCGGGGCCUCAAGGAAGAGCCUCCGAAUGAAGGGACGGUGGGCAUAGAGAUCCGGCGCCAGCGCUUCCGGCGGCAUCGCUACCAAGUGGCCGAAGGGCCCCGCGAAGCCUGCAGGCAGCUGCAGGAGCUUUGCCACGAGUGGCUUCAGCCCGAGAAACACACCAAGGAGCAGAUCUUGGAGUUGCUGAUCCUGGAGCAAUUCUUGACCAUCCUCCCCCAAGAAGUGCAGAGCUGGGUCCGGGAACGGGGGCCGGAGACCUGCAGCCAAGCAGUGGCCUUUUCAGAAGAGUUCCUGGUGCGGCAGAGAGAGACUCAAAGGAAAGAGCCACAGGUGAUGUGGUCCUUCGAGGACUUGAUGUUGAACCCUACCCGGCCACCAUCUGUCCAGUAUUCUGCCAGGACACAGCAGGUCCAUUACCCCACGGUGGCACUGCCCAUGCAGUACCCACCCUUGGCACCACAGUCCCAGUAUCCUGCCAUCGGACAGCCGGCCCCCCAUCCCAUUGUGGCGGAGCGAAUGCCAGCGGAUUCUCGGCAGAGGAUUAUCGGCAGGAAGUCCACGGCAGACGAUGGCGCCACCCUCCGCCCUUAUGGGCCCAUCCAGGAGUUCCGGAGGCCCCUCACCAACGCUGAGCGGAUGAGGAACCGGAGGAUGAGGAACCGGAAGCAGCGCUUGGAGACCAGCAUGCAGCUGGUGGAGUCGGCCUCCCGGGCCCCCUCCAUGCUGUUGGAUGCCAUGCGGGGCCUACACUGUCACGAUCUGAAGGCCUUUGACAGGGCCAGGCAGGAGGAAAGGCAGCACCGCAAACAGGAACGGCGGCAGGAUCGAGCCACGGCGCAGCUGAUGGUCGACGCCAUUAAACGCUCCCACCGCGACCUGGGGGAGUUCCUGGGAAGGCAGACCUCCGCCAUGGCCGCCAUCGCGGAGGUGUUUACGGGUCAGAAGUCACCUGCCCAGAGCACCCAUGCCAACCUCAGCUCUUACUCAGGGUACGGCAACCCGCCCUGGGGUCCUCCAGAGCCUGGAGCUCCAGUACCAUCCGGCCACAUCCCUGGCAUGCCUUCCGAGCCAGUCACCGGUCCCGUCGUUCCCUGCCCGGUGCCUCCGGUGGCUCUGCCUGGUGGCAGUGGUGACCCAGUUCUGGAGCCGUCUCCUACAGAUGGACCAAGCGAGGCUGCUGCGCCCGAUUCCCCAAAGCCUUCCACCUCUGAUGCCACUUCCCGUGGUCUGGAUGCCAGGCCCAGCAGGGGCACCAAAAGGAAGACGUGGGACUGAGGACCUAUAACUCGCUCUAAAAAAAAAAAGUAGUGUUUGUUUUUUUUUAGGCCAGUUUCGUUUCCAGUUGCCAUCCUGGCAAAGCUUGUCUCCCUGUCCCCGGUGUGUUAGGAGGACGGCCCAUCUUAUCUAUGCAAGGAAGCAUAAGGCAAAGCUUCAGGCCCAAGGGAAGGAUUGCUGUGGGCUUCCGAGUCCAUGGGGUUGCAGAUCACAAAAGAGAGAAAGCAGCAGAUAGCCUGAUUUGUUGUAGGCGGAUUAGGAGUGCAGCUUUGGGGCAAAUCUGCGUCUGUCCAUUUGCAAAAUAGGAAUAACCAACCCACGUUUACAUCGUUCCUUCAAAAGAAGAUACUAUAAAGGUCAUUUUACUUCUCCGGUAAUUAAAAGGAGGUGGUGAAAAUUGUAGGUUGCUUCAAAUGACCACAAGAGGCUGUAUUCGUCUUCCCAAUUCUCAGUUACAAUUUAUUUAUUGUAUUUAUUGUAUAUACAUACAUAUAUAUAUAUAUAUGUACACACACACACAUAUACUGCCUAAUAAUAGUGAAGAACCAAGCGGGUUCCAACAAUCAAAACACAGGCUUGCAAAAUUAAAAUAGCGAUGGGGUGUGUGUGGAAUACAGUGGUUACCGAGCUGCUGCUUCAAAUAAGAUUCCUUUUAUACCCAUUUUACAGAUGGGAGGGCAGGGACUGAGGCUGAAGAUUCGAGGUGCGCCAGAUGUUUUCGCAUCUUAGAAAGGUCUCAUCCCGAUCUCAAAAGUGGUGGCUCUGACUUCAUGGGCAGAUCCUUGUAAACCUCUAGAAUAAUCUUCCAUGUUUCUGAAGAUCACAAGUCAGGCUGGAUCUCUGAAAACAUUUCAUCUUUCUCUCCCAAGUCUGGGUUGGGUUGGGCUGUUUGCUUUUCCAGAUUCUAAUACCUUUUUUUUUAAAAGUGCACCAUUGUUUGGUUCUACAGCGGGGAAGGGCAUCUUGAAAUAAAUGGCUGUUUCUGUCAGGGUAGCUUUAUAUCUUCUAAUGUAAAGAGUUCCCAGCCUUGUUUUUAACCCUGCUUUUGCUGAGAAAUUAGGAUUUUCCCUCCACUUCAGGGGGGGGAAAAUCCAGUAAAACUGAACAUUAACCAUCCUGUUGCCUUGAUUCCGGAUGUAGUAUUUUUAGAUCUCCUGUUGAAACAGAAGGCAAAAGAACCAUGGCUUCCCUUGUCUGUUUCUUUUUUGUGUGUUCGUUUUUAAAAAAAAUCUCACUUUGUCCCCAAAGUGCUGGGUAGAAAGGCUUAAAAUGGAACUGGGGAUUGUGAUAAGGCCAGAGGUUCGGUCUGGUUUGGACAAACUGGUAAGUGACCUGUGGGUACAAUCCCGUCCUAUAUCACUGUGUUUUUGACGCCACACGCAUGCGUGGAUGGUGCACGCGCACGAAUUGCCGUGUUGUUCGAUGCCGCACACACAUACAUUUCCGGUGGUGGGUGAACCGCUUGUAACUUGUGACCCAAGCCCAAGUAGGUAGUAAGAAACUCAGUCCAUAAAAAAACCCAAAAACUUUAUUUGAACAGCUGAGAAUUACUUCAUUCCCAGCGUAGUUCAACUAAAUUAAAACAAAUUCCUCCCAACACAAAUUCCUCGGUCCUAUCACCAAUCUUGGUCCAAGUAGUCAAACUGCCAAAGGCCUUUCUUGGCAAACUUUCAGAAGUUACAAAAAUAAAUGCAAGACAUAGAUGAAACAGAAGACAAAGCUACCAAUGUUGUUUUCCGUCAAAGCCCAAACGCCAUUGCUGGUCUGUUUUAAGCCUUAUGGGAGGGGCCAAUCAUCUCUUGGCCCUACUGAAGUCAUCCUUUUUGCAUGAGCUGCUCUUGCCUUCUGGCAGCUCUUCUCAUGCGUGCAUUAGGAACAGGCUCCUCCUGUUCCUCUGCCUCACUAUUAUCAGUCUCUGGAGGCUCUGGAGUCCGCACCUCACUCCCCGAUGGCCCUGGCCUCACCUCAGCCUCAUCACUGUCCGACUCCAUUGCCAGCUCUCUAGGCUGCUGACAGAUCACAACAAACAGUAUGUGAAGCCCACCUCUGGACAAGGUCCAUAAUUUUCUGAUCUAAAAUCAGAGGUGGGCUUCACAUACUGUUCCAACCAGUUCGGCCAGCACCAGAACUGGGAGCGCAUGUGUGCCAUCCACGCAUGCGUGUGGCGUCACAAAACACGGCAAUUUGCUUGCACAUACAUGCAGCGUCAAAAACGCAGCGACAUAAGAUGGGAUUGCCUACCCGCAGGUGGUUGCUACCUGUUCGCCCAAACUGGCUGAAUGCUACCUCUGUCUAAGAUGACUUUCAGCGUUGCAGGUAAAGUCCUGCUUAGCACAGGAAGCAAUUAAGUUGGGGAAUGAACAGCUGGACUGGAUCAAAGAGCCCAAAUCACAAUUCCAGCUGCAUCUGAGGGUUGUAUCCAAUUUCCUGCUCUUAGUGCUCUUUUGUGAGCCACCUGUAACAUGGCUGGGGUGCCCAUGUUCAUAUGUGCAAAUAAAUGAAAUUAGAUGUCGGAGGCUGCCCCUUUGCUUCUGUAGCAUAGCUCGUCCCCUUGAGGCACCCAAACACCUCCCACUAAAGAGAAAUGCGGGCUGCCUAUUCUCAAAGCAAUGGGGAAAGGGGAGAAAAUUUCAAUUUUUUU